AUGACUUGCGUUCUAAUCUCGGAGGGUGGCGGCAGCGUUGGCACUGAAACCUUCGGGCCAAGAGUUGGACUUUCUGGAAGUGACCGUUGGAAACCAAAGCAGACCAAGGACUACGGAGUACCAACUAAUCCAAAGAACACCGAUCGGCCUUUGCCGGAAGACACUAACCGCGUCAGCAUGAAGACAUUCACUUGUGUUCUCAAACGCCGAGUCAGAGAUAGCCAACGGGAGGCACUGGCCCCCUGA
Penicillium brevicompactum is the source of this 246-nucleotide messenger RNA. RefSeq lists its product as uncharacterized. Lineage: Eukaryota; Fungi; Ascomycota; Eurotiomycetes; Eurotiales; Aspergillaceae. The coding region runs from base 1 to 246 and encodes 81 amino acids. The record is from RefSeq and is a predicted model, not a curated record. The transcript has a single exon.